This is a messenger RNA of Aphis gossypii (cotton aphid), 8013 nucleotides long. RefSeq names its product protein abrupt-like. The coding region runs from base 823 to 2856 and encodes 677 amino acids. The record is from RefSeq and is a predicted model, not a curated record. NCBI's taxonomy places the organism in Eukaryota, Metazoa, Arthropoda, Insecta, Hemiptera, Aphididae. Gene Ontology annotation, cellular component: nucleus. The transcript has 8 exons. Gene Ontology annotation, molecular function: protein binding. Gene Ontology annotation, biological process: regulation of transcription by RNA polymerase II.
GCGACCGUGUUGGAAUCGCGCGGGCUUCGGACGUUAUUACCGUUUCACUCUUUCGUCUAUUUAUUUACAUUUUUUUUUUUUCGCCUCUUUCUUCUUUUUCUUCUCCUCCUAAUUUCCCCCCGACGGACGUUACGAACUUUUACGCGAUUCCGGGACGGGCCCUCCCCCCCCUCCUUCGUGCGUUGUGUGCGUCGUAGGUAAAUACGCGUGGGAAAAAAUUCGGGCACCCUCCCCACCCCGUCCGCAUAACGUUUUAUAUUCCGAUCGGUCGCCGCCGCCGCCGCCGCCACCGCUUACCCACCGUGCGUGCCUUCGCGCGCGCCGCGUAUGUGCGUAGUCGUUCGCAUCAGUACCGCAGUACACGCACACGCACACGCACUCGACCCACUCGAUGACCGCCUGCUGCCUCCACCAUCACCACCACUACCGCCACCACCCACAGACCAACGAUAUCCCCUCCGCCCCCCACCAGUGUCGACGACGACGACGACGACGCAUCAGCGGCGGCGGCGGCGGUGGUGGUACGUCAUGUCCAGGCCGCACCGGCGCCCGUCUGCCGUGAAGGUUCGCGCGCAGUUUUUACUUCGGCCCGCGGCCGCCAUGUGAGCGAAAUAUUUUCCUCCACGCACGCACUCACACACGCACACACAUUGUUGUCGCCGCCGCCGCCGCCGCUGUCGUCGUAGUCGCCGUUUUUCGGUCGUCGCGUUUCGUAUCGCCGGUGCACACGACCACCGCCGCGCCGCCGAUAUCGUCGUUCGCCGUUCGUAUUAGUUCGCCGUCGACGGGGCCGCUGCAGAACGAGAUGAACAUAAGUCAAUAAUGGGCGGAAUGGAUACAGACCAAUUAUAUUCCGUGCGUUGGAAUGAAUUCCACACAAGUAUUAUAACAUCAUUCAGACAUUUACUUGAUCAAGAAGACUUUAUAGAUGUUACUAUUGCUUGUGAUGGUCAUUCAUUUACUGCCCAUAAAGUUGUGCUUUCUGCAUGUAGUCCGUACUUCAGAUCUCUGCUCAAGGCAAAUCCAUGCCAACAUCCCAUUGUUAUCCUUCGCGAUGUUAAGAAACAAGAAAUGGAAGCAUUAUUAAGUUUCAUGUACAAUGGAGAAGUUCGGAUUAAUCAAGAACAUUUACCAGAAUUUUUGAAGACUGCUCGUAGCUUGCAAGUACGAGGUCUUGUUGAUUUUACUAAAGAAAACCAACCAUCCUCGUGGGGAAGUUCAAGCGUAGUUCCAGUUGAUGUGGUUGGAAAAAAUAAAGCCAGUGAUAAUUUACCUAGCCCACCAUAUAAAAGACAACGUAAUAACUCUGAACAGUUGACUACUCAACCAUUAACUCCUAGUAGUAGUUAUAAUGCCGAUAGAGAUAAAGAUACACCAUCACUACUUGUUCAAGCAUUGGAAUUGAAUCAAUCACAAUCAAGUCAGAAUAAAAAUACAGUAGACUCAUCAGUUACUGGUCAUUCGUCUGAUGAAGAAGAUAGUAAUUCUGGAGAUUCAGAUGGCAGUCAUACAGUUAAUGAUAAUACACGUUCAGAUGUAAAUCAACAAAAUAAUGAAAUUGCAAUUCAACCUCAAAUAUCUCAGGCCCGACAUUCAAAACUAGAACCUGUAGAUUUUUUAUCAAGUAGUGGUAAUAAUCAUGACCUACACAAUACAUCAAUCUCAAUUGAGCAACAAUCCAGGCAUUCUUUUCCUACAUCAAUUUCAUCUGGAGUUUCAAUUAUAAGUAGCUUACAAGGAUUACCAGGUCUAUUACCAGGUCCAUCAGGCAUACACAACAAUAGCCAGGAAAACAGCUAUGCUAGGAGAUCGAUCGAGAUGACAAGAGUGAGGGCGACUGAUCCGAGACCGUGUCCCAAGUGCGGCAAGAUCUACCGUUCGGCACACACGCUCCGCACACAUCUGGAGGACAAGCACACCGUGUGUUCUGGAUAUAGAUGUGUGCUGUGCGGCACUGUGGCCAAAUCGAGGAAUUCGUUGCACUCGCACAUGUCGCGUCAACACCGUGGUAUAAGUACUAAGGACCUACCCGUGCAACCAAUGCCGUCCAAUUUCGAUCCGGAACUGGCGUCGAAUCUACUGCUUAAAGCCGGAGUCAAGGUAUCGCCGGCUGAACUGCGGGCAAGGGCUUCGCCAACUGACGCGGUGACGACCAGUCAUCGGCGUGGCGACGGCAAACUGGACUUGCAGUCGGCCAACAGCAGCGUGUGUGGCGGUGACGACCCCGAGGACUUAACCGUGAACUCGUCCGGUCACCACCACCACAAUCACCACAAUAACAACAACAACAACCAUCACCACCAGCAAUACGGAAACAACAACAACCAACAGCGGUACAGCGAGUCUCAACAACAGCAACUAUUGCAGCAGCAGCAACACCAUCUCCACAACAGCAGCGGUGGAAAGUUCCCUACGGCCAUGGACUUGAUUGACAAUUACGCGCGAGCAGGUGGUGGUGGCGGAGGAGGCAGUGGCGGAGGCGCUCUGUCACCGUUCCUGCCAGCUUUUGCGGCUUGUGGUAAAGACCUGCAGCCGGGCGACAGUAAGAUCUCGCCGUACAACAACAAGGCGUUCUUGGACUCGUACCUCAAGGCGCUGGUGGAGACUAACCCACCACUGUUCUACGCGUCCAAGAUUGCCGGAGACAUGAUUAAGCACGAAAUCGCGCCCGAUGACGCGGAUUACUCGUCUGCGUCCGAUGAGGACGAUAUCGACGAAGACGAUAUCGAUGAAGACGUCGAGGAGGACGUCGAUGACGAAGACGACGACCGCCGUCGUCGGCGUGGGCACAGCAACGGUGGCGGCACCAGUAGCGUCAACGACACGCCAUUGCCGCUGCAGGCCGGCAAGAACUGAUCGGGCGAAAUCGCCUCCCCUAUCCCUCUCUCACAAAUCUCACUAACAACUUUGCACUACCAUCCACUCCGCUGUCGCUCAUCGAUGCGAAAGCGACGAAACAAAAGUGUAAAAAAAUCAAAAAAAAAAAAAUUAGGAUUUAGGCCUUUUAGUUUUGAGUGUAUAUUGAAUAAAUGCAUGACUUUUCGUCUACAAGACGAAAGAGAGGAGAGAGUACGUAUAUAAAAUAUUAUUAUCAUUAUUAUAUAAUAGCUAUAAAAUGUAACGGUCAGUUAGGUCUAUGUAUGAUGUAUUCACAGACGGAAUUACCUGUACCGUAAGAUCUAAAAUUUAUUUUUUUAAAGACAUCAUGAAUAUGUAUACGUCAACUGAAAUUCUCAGAGGACAAUAAUUUCUAUUAUUAUACUUACCAAGCAAAAACUAUCAUAAAACACGGUAUAACAUUUUUUGAUUCAAUGUCACAGAAGACAACGUAGAUCGAUUUUCUGAUCUGGUGUUUUUUUUUUUUUUAUUAUUAUUAUUAUUAAUCAUUUUUUUUUACCUUUUUAUUUAUUUUCGACUAGUCAUUAAAUUGUUUAACAGUCUAACAUAGCAGUUCAAACAUGUUUGUUCCUAAAUGUUUUUAUCAGGUUUUUUUUCUUUUCGUUCGUGCCAUAGUAUAUAAUAUAUUAAUAUACACCUAAAUAAUAAUAUAAUAUUUACGAAACCCUUUACGGGUUAUACUUUCUCUCUAAUAUUAUAUAUAUAGAUACCAUACCAUUCCUUUUCAACUACCUCAAUCGUAGACGUUAAAAUAUGUUUUUGCUUACGCAAAACAAUAAAUCGAUCACAACCUCUUAAUGCAAGACAUGAAUUAUAUUGUUAUAUGUAUAAUAUUUUUUUCGUCUUAAAAAAACAUGCCAUAUUAAACUUGUUAGUUAAAAGUAGGGACACUUCCUAACUAUAAACCAGUAUUAAUAAAACAAUUUUAGUGAUUCAGCAAAGUUAUAUUGUUAGAUCUUUUUUGAUAACUCGUAGUACUAUUAUUGAAAAAACUUAUCCCUUAAGCUAUGAGUUUAAUUUUUAAUUUAUUUAUUUACAUAUUUAUUUUUAUUUUUUAUUUAAUUAAACAGAGUAUUGCUGUGAGUUGACCCGUUUGUUUUAAAAAUGCAUUUCAAUGAUAAAAUUGCUAACAGUAUAGUCUGAAGACUUCCUCAUUUCAUGUGUUCAACAACAAUAAAAUAUACAAUACAAUAUAAGAUAAAUGAUUUCAUUUUGAACUAGAAAUAUUAUAUGCAAAUGCAUUAUCAUAUAUCAAAUAAUAAAAAAAAAUCAUAUAAUUUUAUAGUGUCGUUCUAUAGAACUUAAAUAUUAUGUUUUAUAUAUACGACUAAAAUGAUACUAAUUUGGUAUUACUAUUAUAUAUGUAUAUAUUAAUUUAUAAUAUAUACAAACAAUUAUAAGGCUCAAUGUAUAUAAUAUCGUGUUUUAUUGAAUUAUUAUUUUUAAUUAUAUUUUACACGUUUUUUUAAAAAAAUAGAGUACAAAUCAAAGUGCAAAAUUAGCAUUAGUUUUUUCAAGCGGUUAACAAACAAUAGCCGAUUUGAAAUUAAAUUACAAAUCUAAACUAAUUGGGUUUCUUUUUACUACGUUAUAAGUACAAUUUAAAUAAUAAUAAAUUAUCUUAUCAAAUAUAGUCAAUACAACUUAAAGUACAAACAUAAAUGUUAUUUUUACUAUUAAAAUUAUUUUAAUGCGUGUUAUUACUGUAUACAUAGUUUUUAAAUAAUGUACCUAUCAAACAUCUGAACAAAGAUAUUGUAUUAUUUUAUUCUUUCUGUAUCUCUCUCAAUCGAACCCAAGUGCAAUAAUUAUUUAACAUAAUAAUAUCUUUAUUAUUUUAUUUAUAUUAAUUUAAACAAAACCGUUAACAAAAAAAAAAAAAAAAACAAUUUAAAAGUUCAGCAUCUUGGUUGUGCGAAUGUUAUGUGUAUUUCUGUUGAUAAUUCAUUCAUUUUUAUUUAUUAUUUUUAUUAUUAUUAUUAUUAUUAUUUUUAUUACUGAUUGACACUAGUCAUUGAUUUCUUUCAUGCCACUCAUCAUACAAAAUAAUACAACAGCUUGUUGACCAAUGAAAUAAUAUUAUGAAAUAUUUACUUACAAACUUAAGUUAUUAAUAUUUUGUUUUUUUUUUUAUUAAGGUCGUGGUCAUUUUUCCUAAUUAGACUGAUGAAAGGAAAGACUGAUGACACUUUAUGUAUUUUUUAUUUUUAUGUUUUACAUUGAAAAAUCUGAAGUGCCUCGCAUUAUUAAUUAUGUUAGUAGAUAGGUGGUUGGGCACAAACUGAACAAAUUUUUCCAUGUAGACAUAACAGUUUCUCAUUAUUAUAUAUAUUUUUUUUCAUUUUAAUUUACCUCAACAAUAUACUAUAAAUAAAAGACUAUCAUAAAUUGAAGCAUAAUAAUAUAUUUUAAAAACAAUACGUCAAAUAAGACUUAUUAUAAAUUUAAUUAAAAUAAUGUUUAAAACAUUUAAACUGAGUAGAUAAACAAUUUAAUAAUAUAUUUUUAAACUUAAAAUCGAUAAGUUGUAUCUCUAUUAAACACAUUAAACCAAGAAGUAGAACAUUAAUUGAUUUGAGUUAUUUAAUUUUUUUAAACCUUUUUUUAUUUACAUAUAUAACACGUUUUUGUACAGAUUUAUAUAAACCUUCAAAAUGUUAUUGAAAUGUAGGAAAAUAUUUAUGCAGACCGAUUAUGAUGUUAUUAUGUAACGUAGACUGGUGCUUUAACAAUGAAUUGCAAUGUAUAAUUAUUAUUAAUAAUAUUAUACUCUGCUCAUAAUGUAAAAUUAAACCAAGAUUUUUGUUUUGAGACUCAGUGUAUUGAGUAUUUUAUUUUGUCAUAUUAUGUAUAAUGUAAAUAUAAUUUUUUUUUUUAUUUUGUUAAUCAAAGUUUAGACCAGGUAAUUAUUAUAGUACAAACAUUAUAACAUUUAAGUUAGAUAGUAUCAUGUUUAAUUUUAGUUGUUAAGAUUUGUUAUGCAUAAAAUAUUGUCAAUAGUUUUUUUCUUUUGUAAACCUGAAUAAGUAAUUCUUUUUAUGUUGAUCAAGUGCCAUAUAUUUUAAAACAUUAUAAUCAUUUAAUUUUCUAAAAAUGAAAGGAAAAGUCAAAUGGAACACAUUACCUGUAAUCAAUGUGUCUUUAAAUUUUAACCGUUUUAUUUUUAACUGUAUUAGAGUAUGAACCAACAGCUUUUGAUCUAAAUCGUUAAUCAAUUGAAUUUCAUGAUUUUCAAAAAAAAAAAAAAAAAAUGCUAGAAUAAGCAAUCACGAGACAAAUAUCACGCUAAAUGUUUUAUUUUUAUUGAAAUAACUGUCAAUUAUCAUGUUAUGGUAGAUAAAAGAUUACGUCCAACAGAAAUUUAGCAAAGCUGUGAAGAUUUUAUUUGUGAAAAUCUCACCCUGGACCAUAAUUUGUAAAAUAAGGCUUAGUUGGUUCAUAUUUAGCGUAUAUUGGUAUUCAAAAGAUACAAAUUACUGUAAAACAUAGAAUUUAAAAUAACACAAUGUAAAGCGUCCUUUUAAAAAAAAAUUUCUUUAUUUUGUUUUGUUUUUGUACAUGCUACCACGUAAUUGAACUUUUAAAAAUAAAUGCCGUAUCAAAUAUUUUGUUCUUGUUCCAAUAUUUUUAUUUUUUAUUUUUAAAAACAGAUCUGCUCUGCUCAAUUUGUUAAUGUUUUUUAUUUAUAAUGAUUGGUUUUUUUUUUUUUAAAUAGUUACAGUUUUAAUUUUUAAUUGUAUGGUUUCUUAUAAUUAAUAUUAUUUUUAAUAUUAUUAUUAUAAUUAUUAAUUUUUAAAUGCCUUGUACUUAAAAACAAAAACAAUACGACUAAGAAAAACAAUGUACAAACAUUAUUAGUAAUUUCAAAUGAUAAACAGAGACCAGUAGGUAGUUUUAAAACUAUAAUCAUAAUGAAAUUGACAAUGUUAUGUUUUAUUGAUUUUGUAAAUUGCAACGUUAAAAUUGUUUUACUAAUCAAUAUCGAUAUCAGUCAAUGUUCCUAAUUAUUUUUUUAUAUUUUAUUAUUCGGUUUUUUUGAACAUACAAUACGAUGCCCACUGAAUUCUUGUUGUCUUCUAAAAAGCUCGCUGGCCACUGUUUAUUAUAUCUUUUGUUGUUUGAAUAUCAUCAUAUAAUUUAAUGAUCAUCGAUUAUUAUAAGUGUAUAACAUUGACACCUAUUGUAUUUUAGUUAAAAAUAAUGAUUUUGAAACCUUUGAUUUUCUUGUACACAUGUGUUUGCUCAUUGCUCGCGGUGGUGGCCAUUUUUUUGACCUUUUUGUUGAGUAUCAUCUUUCUAUGAUUAUCACUUAAAAAGUUUUACCAUCGGCUGAUAAUACCGUUGAUGGUUACCAUAAUAUAAUGUAUGAGUUACCGUGACAAUAUUAUAUUAUAAAAGCCGAACCACUAUCAUUACGUCUCACCCACCCCCUCCCGUAAUUGUAUUUGAAUAAUUGUUUCGUCAUAUGUGUGUGUGUGAGUGUGUAAUUAGUUGUUUAAACUAUUGUUUUUAAAUAACACCUCUUAUGAAAAAAAAUUUAAAAAAAAAAACAAUAAUAAAAAUUAUAUUUUAUAGCGAGUCACGUGUUGUAUAGAGUUUGAAAAACCAAUAAAAAAAAAUUAUUUUGGUUAAUAUUUACUUGCUUAUUAUUUAAAUUAUUAUUAAGUAAUUCUAUAAGAUUAUGCGCACACGUUUAUUGUAGUAUAUUAUGUAUAGUACGCGUGUUGUAGUUUUGUUUUAUACUUAUUUUCAUAGUGUACCUGUUGGAUGUUCGUUUCUCGUAUACUCCCCUGGGCCCUCUCCCCUCUUAUUGUUGGUUCUGUUAGCCUCAUCACCCACUCACCAUCCCACAGUGUUUAAUGUUUAAAAUUCAUUGACGUUUUUAUUGUACCUUGAUUAAAUUUUUUUUUAUAUUAGUUAAACAAUUAACUUACCGGUCAAUGCCAUAUUUUGUCGAGCAGCAGUUUGUUUGUUUUUUUUUUUUUUUUAAGAUAAAAUUGAUUAUUAUAUUGUUUUAUUAUGUCAUGAAAAAAGACAACAAAAAAAAUUGUUUUUCUAAGUGCCUUUAAAUGUACUAAUGUACCUGUGUGUGUGUGUGUGUGUGUGUGUGUACAC